Messenger RNA from Cavia porcellus (domestic guinea pig), 34598 nucleotides. Its product is annotated as epithelial-stromal interaction protein 1-like. The record is from RefSeq and is a predicted model, not a curated record. The transcript has a single exon. NCBI's taxonomy places the organism in Eukaryota, Metazoa, Chordata, Mammalia, Rodentia, Caviidae. Bases 28364 to 29032 code for a protein of 222 amino acids.
GGGGGGGGAAAAAAACCUUACUGUGGUUCUUGAAUUUCCCACGUUAGCUCUGACAGAAUUUUUGGCGUGAUUAAAAAGAUAGAAAUAGGAAAUAAAAGUGAACUUUAUUUUAAGAUAGCGGAGAGAGAACCCCACGACCACUGAGGACUGGCUUUUCUCUCUGCUGGGCACGUGUUGUGGGGGAAUAUGUAUAGUUUAGGUUUGAGGUGGUGCCUAGUGGGCAUUACUGAUGCACAAGUAGCCCACUGGAAUUCAUUUGGCACCACUGCUAAAUUGCCUAGGGCCUGGGAAGAUGACCUCAAGACAGAGCCCCUUGGUUCUCCCUCCCAGCCUCCCACCACUGCAGAGUCAUUUUCAGAGCAAAAUCCUUUCAAGCUCGAGAUCCUGAUGUAAUGUGAGAUGGGUACUGAGUCCAUUUUUGUUCCUUUCCCCCUUGCUGAUAGAAGGGAAAGAAACUCACUGCUGACCAGAUGUCCGGAUUCCAACAACUGCGACAUUUUUUUUUUUUUUUUCUUUUGAGACAGGGUCUCUAUGCAUGUCAGGCUGGGCUUGUUCAUUUUGUAGCCCAGGGUGGUCUCAAACUCUCAAGGAAACUCCUGCCUCAACUUCGUGAGUGCUGGCUUUACAGGUGUGAGCCACCAUGGCCAGCUGAGAAUUGCGAUUUUUGUAGGGAUUUUAGAACAGCAAAACCAAAAGGUGAGGCUGGGGAAGAUGGGAACUCGCAAUGCAUUGAAGCCUGAUAUGGGAAGGAGAGAAUUACAGUCACUCAAUAAGAUUAUGAGUUAAUUGCUCAGGUAAAAUUGAGGAAAUUGAGAUCCAAUAGGGAAGGAUGCAAGGGGGAGGAGGGCCUUUGCUGUAGGGAGUUGGAUUAGUGGCUUCCAUCUACCUCAAGGUGAUGGGUACCUAUUGAGAAUGUCAAUUCCUGGUGUUUAUACAAAGGUGCAGUCCUGUUUGUUUUGUCUUUUGUUUUGAGAUCUGGCACACAGAGGAAAAAUUGUUUGUUACUUCUAUAGUUACAGGAUAGCUGGUCUUCUGCACUGGCUCCAUUGAGGGCCUAGUCCUCUCUGACUCCGUAUAAUAUUAGUAUUUAAUUCAGCUGAUUAUGACAUUGCUAGAACAUGACUGGUCUGGAGUUCUCAGUAUCUUUGUCCAACUUUGCACUGGCAGUUUGAGUGCCCUCUUGAGAAACCCAUUGCUACUUUUGCAUUUGCACCAUUAUGGGAAGAGGAGUCUUGAGGAGAUCCAGGCUAAGAUGAAAAUUGGAGUUGGAUGCAGUGCUGGUGAGCUAGAUCUCUGGUUUCAUUCCAGUUAGCAGCACGGCUAGAGGAUUUGCAGGUUAUUAAUAUCUCUGAUGUAGGUUCUCACUCCCACAAUCACACAUCAAACUUUUGCUUUUUAACCCUUGUGUUGAUCUUGUAAAUUUCCACUACCUCCCUUUAUUUCUAAACUCAUAUUAUGUACUCAGAAAUGUUCUGAGAUUUCAAAAACGUGUGGUGAUGUGCUCCAGUGGAGGAGCACUUGGCUAAUAGCCAGUGAAUUCCUGAGCCCUGUACAGAGCAAUGCUAAAGAAAUUUAAAAUUUUAAUUAUUUAGCUGACAAUUCCAUUCACAAUUAGUUUAAGUGAGUUCUGCCACAGAGUUAGAAUACUGAGAUAAAUUUAGUGGAGAUCAAAGUCUUAAAAAGAAAGGAGAAAGGUGUACUUGCCAGAGACAACUUUCAGAAGCAGUGCCUAUUAAACCCACAUUGAGAGACACCUUGAAUUGGGGCAUUUACAUGGACAUAUAUGUGUGAUAUGGGUAGGAGUGGAAAGGAACCAGCGCAUAAUAUCUGAAUUAAGGGCUAUAGUUCUUGACCUAAUUGUUACUUUUAUUAAAAUUAAAAAUGCUGCUUGUGAUAGACUUUAAAAUUAGUAUGGAGUAGGGGAGAAGCCUGAAAUCGAAGUAUCCAUGGUUAGGUAGGCAGAUAUGUGUGCUUGCUUGUUCUGUGAGUUGGGCAAAACUCACAGGCUUGAAGAAAGGAGGGGAAUUUAAUAAUAGGUAACUGUGCCUUCUGCUGCCACUGAGCAGUUGAUGAAUUUUUUUGAGGGAAAAUAUGAAAUGAGGAAACUGCCUGGCUUUGUUUUGCUUUAUCCUUAUUAUGGACACUGUAGCAGAAGUAGAAUGGUGGGGGAAUCUCCAGUGUAUCAAAGAUUUCCAAAUGGUCUUGAUGAUUAAUUUAUUAAUUUGUUUCUUGAGGCAGGAUCUCACUUUGUAGUGCAGUCUGGCUUCAAAUUCAUAAAAAACUUCUUAUCUCAGCCUCAUUAGAGCUGGGACUACAGGUGUACACCACCCUGCUCAGCAUGCUUGUUUGUUUGUUUAUGAUUGUAGGGAUUGAACUCCAGAAGUUUGGUCUGAGCUAAGUUUUUAAAUUUUCUAAAAAUUUUUGUGAACUGAUCUUCCUAAGUUGCCCUAAGUGGUAUGAAUUUUUGAUAGGAUUUGUAACUCAUUUAAUGUGUAUAUUAUAAUAUGUGUGUAUCGCUGUAUCAGUUUAAGGUUGGGAUGUUUUUAUACACCAUGAUGUACCAAGAUUUGAAUGCUUGGAUAAAGUAAACAUCAGUGAUGUAUGAUAGUUCACACCUUUACUCUCAGCCACUUGGGGACUGAGACAAGUGUUACAACAACUGGCCUGAAGAAGUCAGCGUAACCCUCUUUCAAUACAAAAUAUGAAUUCUGGGAUUUAUCUCCAAUAGACAGUAACUUGUUUAACAUUCUCUAGACCCAGUAAAAAACUUUUUGAAAAAAUACAGGAAAAUUAUUUAAUGAAAAUUUUACUUUACAUUUCCAAUUUUAUUGUUUUUGUGCAUUGGUGGUGUAUAGUAUAAUGCUUGCUUAUGAUGGAGGACAGCAUUGAUGAAUCACUGCUCUUCAGCAACAGGACACUGAUGCUAAACAGCUAGUGAUUGCAGUGGGCUAUAUUCAGUGAAGUCCAUAAAAUUUUAGUAUUUUAAUAUGAAAUUUGGAUUAUGUUAUCUAUAUAAACCCCAACACAGAUUAAGCAAGUGUGUUAAGCAGGCUUAAAGGAUCCAAUGUGUAGAAGUAAUGUUUGCUCAAUUGGGUAUAUUCUUGCACAUUCAACAUAUUUCGUUUUCAACAUCAUUUGGGUUGAUCAUAUUUCUAACUCUAGUAAUGUCACUAGGUCCAAUCCUUCUUAAAGUCCUCUAUAGUACACGAUACUGAACUUAUGGUUUCUUGUUUUGAGUGCUGUAUUAAUUGGUCUCUUCAAAAACAACUGAAUCAGAAGAAUAACAUGAGUAGUAUUUGGAAAAAGGAACACUGCGAAUUUUGGGUUGUCUUCUUUGCUUUAAGUUGUUUUCAUGAUGAUGAUUCUUAUGUGCACACUGUGUGGCUUCCAUGACCCUAACAAGGUGAUAGGGCAGAGAUUUUCAGUGAUCAGACAUGAGCCUGUGCAGUUUGAACACAAACCACCAAACAUGUGCCUGGCUGAGGAUAAAGCACUUCCAUUUGUAGUUCUAAUCCAUGCUUAUUUUGGAAAACUUUCUAUCUGUUUUAACUUUGGGUAAACUGCCUUGCCUUGCCAGUUUGCCUGCUCAUGGAAGCCCACUUUCAUUUCUAUAAUAUUAAUGGACUCAAGACAUGUUUGUCCAGUCCCAUGACUUCCAAGGCUCUUUCCCCUGAGCAGUGUAAAGAGAUGACCAGGAACACUAGUUACAUGUUCCAUAAGUCAAAAGAGACUGCAGUCUCUGAAAUUCCCCUGAGUUCUCUGGGCCUGCCCACUCUAUGUGGGUACAAUUCAGGCUAUGGGAAUGGCAUGACAGCUGCGAUACAGCUCCUGCUUCAGUUCAAUGCAGAGUUUAGUCUGUCUGAAGCUUCCUGUGGGUGUCACCAUAAAGAAUCCAACAAUGCAGGCUAUUGUAGAUUUUCACACUAGUGACAUCUGAAAUGUAGUGCAGGUGAUAAGGACAAGAGGAGGGUGUGCAAGAACAAGCAGAUAGUACUUUGGACUGACUCAUUGAGCCUAUGUUUGAAGUGCAGAGGUAGAAAUAUGGCAGCUCUUGGGUCUUUGCUCAUUCUUGUACCUGGUCCUUCAGGAGCUAUGUCCACUGCAUUUGCGUCAGUCAUUUUUGUCAGUGCUAAUUCUGCACAUGAGAAAAGCUAUAAAUAUGUCUCAGCUUUUUACUUGUAAUCAUGACAUAGGUCAUGAGGAAGAUUUAGAAGCAUCUUAGGAGUGGCAGCCAAAGAUGUUGAAUAAUGUCACAGAAGACAUGAAACAGACGUUUUAGAAAGAAAUCUAAUGGCUAAAUAUCACUAGUACUGUGCUUAAGGAACCUGCUACAGAAGAAUUUCCUUUCCACGUUGUACAACUUACCAUCAUGAUUUGAUUGUACCCCAUGGCUUAAUGUACAUUUUUGCACUGGCUUUAGGCCAUGGAUAUGAAUAAGCCCUCUACAUGUGCUCUACCACUGGGCUGCACUCCAAUCUCAUGUAUAUAUUUUACUGCUCAAAUGGGAAUGUUUUAGAUUGUUCAUCCUGUAUUGUAAUUAUUUCAGUAUUACUUUUUACACUUUUUUCACUGCUGUAUGUAGGUGUAAUUCAUCACAGAGACUCCCCAGUUUGUCCCCAUAGCAUUUUACUUACCUUUACAAAAUUAGGGUAGAGCAGGCGUCUCCACUGCUGUCAUUGUUAGAGGUGCCACAAGGAACAUGCUCUGACUUGCUUUUGGAGACAAGAUUUGAGAAAAUGCCUUGAAUGCUCAGAAGCCUCCUUGCUGAUGCAUAGAGUUUGUAUUGUUUAAAAUCUUACUUUACACUAUUCAUACUAUCACAGCCAGUGGGCUUUUCUUUCUGUUUCUUAAAACAGUCAACACUGGAUCCUCUCUAAUUUGAUGAAUUUCAUAGAUUCAUAAUGAAAUUUAAUUGCUUCUCUAUAGUUUUACUGUAUGUUUCCAGUUUUAGGCAUUCAUUUUUGCCAUUUCCUCUGCAAAUUAUUUUAUAGUACAUAUUCAGCUUUCCCUGUACAUUUUGUGUGUGCUGACUUUGAGACCUAUUUACAGUUUCUAUUCUUGUUUGAUAUAUUGUAGCUUUAUUACAUUGACUUCAUUUUAAUGAGUAAUAAAAAUAUGUGAAACACUAUUUUCUAGUUAAUCUUGUCUUUGGCAACAUAUGUGUCCCUGUCGUUUUCUCACUUUUUCAAUCUUUGUUUCUUAUCAAUCAUGCACUGAAAUUUUAUUGCUUUCAUUUUCAUUCUCUUUUCCCUUUUUUUGUCUCAAUUUUUAAUGAUAUGCAUUUUUCUUUUAUGUUAGAACACAAAAAUGGUAUUAUCUAUGCUUUGAUAUAUUGAAAAAGUGAAAAAAGCAUACUUUGAUAAAUUGAAAACAUGAAUAAACAGCUUAAUUGUAAUAUCAUCACAUUUUUGUUGUGUGUGGUGCUUAGGUAGAGCUCAGGGAUUUCAGGCUAGGGAAUCAUGCUACCAUUCAGGUACAUGCAAAGAUGAGAUUUUGUUAAAUAAUAUUUUAUCCUGGCUGUCAAACUUUCUAUGCCCAUAUUUGUGACUGUGGUUAUAAACAUAUUGUCAGGAUUUAGGUAAAGAUUGCAUCAACCUGAUGAUGUAAACUACAGAGAUUUCUUGCCCAUUUUUGUAUUACCAGGACUAUAUUGCAGAUUAUGGCCAGGUGAAUCUAUAAUUUUUCAUUGCAAUGUUUUAUUUGUAUAUUUUUGCCACAUAUAAUAAAUGUUCCUCCUGGGGAAUCAGUACAUGUACAGAUGGCAUCUUUAUGAGUAUCCCAAAAGUUUCAGUGAGUCAUUUGAAAACCCACUGAGAGAGCCAUUUGUAAGAAAAUUUUUUGACUGCCACUUGAGUUGUUUUAAUAGUUUAUUUUUUGUCACCUCAUCUGCCUAUUCUAUCUUUAUACUUUUAAUUUUCUAUAUUUGUAUUUAUCUACUUUCUAAAAUUAUGAGAUAAUAAUUCUGUAAUAAUACUCAUUUGCUUUAAAAUAACCUUGAUUAUGCAGGCACAGUGUUAGAAAUCUGUAAUUCACCAUUCAGGUAGCUGAUCCAAGAAAAUCAAUUUUUUUUUCUGUUUUUGUUUUUGUAUCUGGAAUGGAACUCAGUACCCUGCACUUGCUAGUAGGCACUGGGCCACUGAGCUGUUUCACUAGGUCCUGAGGAUUAAAUACUGAUGGCCAGCUUGUAUCACAUAGUAAGCACAUUUUCUGAUUUUAAUAUAUCUAUACUUUCAACCUUGUUCCUUUUUUAAAAUUUGUUUUCCUGUUACCUCUUUCAGGUUGUUGCUGUCUUUAUCUUUUCCAAUAUACUGAUUUAUUUUAUUAAUUUUUCUUUGAAUUCUUUUGAUAAAAUAUCUUAAUUAUAUUUUUUCAACUUCUAUAUUUAAUUGUGAUCAUUGUUUUCAAACCAUAUUAUAUCCUACAAUUAUUAUUUAAUUGUAUGUACAUUUUGAUUUUAUUAUAUUUGCAGUCUGUUCAUACCUUUGUUUUGGCAGCCAUUAUGCAGUGCCUUUGACCAUAUCCUGGUAUCUUUGCAUUGAAAUGUUAAAAGUAAGAAAACUAUCUAGCUCAUUUCUGUAACUCAUAAAAGAUUUCUAAGAUAGUAUCAGAGUAAAUGUUGUAAAAUAAAUGCUUGUGUUAAUGCCUGCCGAUGAGGACAUUAUGGCAAGCAGAUGAAAAAAAAAGCUCACAUAGUUCUUUCCAGUCAGAGGUGCUGUCCAGGAGAAUGUGAGAACUGUAUUGUCUCUUGUGUCUGAUCAUUUCUUAUUAAUGAUCCUCAGGUUUUUCUACACUUGUGUGAUGUUGGCCAAAUAACUACUGUUUGAUAAAAGAUGAUAUUAGGUCUUUCUUUGGAUAAAUGUUUCCAAAGAACCAAACUUAUACUUUGUUGGAAAAAGCAAUGUUGUGUGUCUCUUGAGAUGUGAUCAAGUUUUUUCUGCAGCCUAAUGUUAUCACUUACACAUAGUGAAGCCUAUGAAAAGCAAAAAGAAGUUGAUUUAUAAGAUUGUUGAAAUUCUCUAUCUAUAACAAAUCAUUAUACUCUGGUUUUGCUAGGAGAAAAGCAUUAGUUGUACUGGGAGCCACAAUGAUAUGGCCUAAUACCACCUGAAGUUCAUACCAGACCCAGAAACACUGAUGCUUUUGCAGUCUGGCCUUUGCACCUGGAUUAUCAAUAAAAUGUGAGCUCAUAGAGACAAUCUUGAUUUUUAUUAACCAACAGUUUGCAACUUACUCUUGAGUCUUUGAAAGAUUUUUGCUUCUGUCACAAUAUAUACAUGAGACACUGUUUGCUUCACCAAAAAUUCACUAGCAGAGCAGUAUAGAAGUAUCAGAAAUUUACAAGACUUGAAGUAAAAUCACCGCUUAUUCCAUCUAAAAUCUCCCAUCAACCUCUAAAUGGUGCUGAAACCUUUUACAGUGCUCCUAUAGGCAAAAAUGGAUUAAAUUUCUCAAACUUUCUGCCCCAUCAUGGUCGACAGUUAGACAGUAUUUAAUGAUGGAUUCUCUCUGUGUUCAGGAUUCCCACAUUGCUUUGUUUUAAACUGAUUUCUCUGCCAUCCGUGUUGCAUUUAACAUUGCCUGGGGAAUUCCUUUGUAUAUCUCAAGCACUACUGAAAAAAUGCCACCCUUUUUUGUAGUGAUUAAUUUCUAUCUGCUUUUUUUCAUGUUCCAUAGUAACUUUCCUUUUUCUAGUUCAUUAGAAUUUUUUUUAUCACUGUUGGUUUUGUGCUCAUUUGAUAUGGAAAUAACUGUAACUGCCUGGAGUUAACAAUGUCUAAGAACAAAGCUCUUCUCUGCUUUCAGUUUCUCAGAGCUCAGAUUGAGAAAUUCUCUUACAUUGAAGACAACAAGUUAAAGUAGAAUGUGAUAAAUUAAGCCAAGUGUCUUUAGAUUUUCAGUAAUGUUUAAGGUGUCUGGAAGUGGCACUAUUUAAAUGAGACCUGAAAUGUGUGUUUAUGAUGCAGAUGAAGAAGUGACCUAGAUAAAUGAUUUCCAGAUAGAAGAUUCUGUGUAUGAAUUUUUAUGUACAUGCAGAUAAACCUGUCAUGAUGUUGUAUCACAUUAUCACAUUCUGGGUUUUAGAGGAUUUUUUCUGAAAAAGCAUCGACAUACAUAUUUUUCUAAUGUAGAAACACAUUAAAUACAAGGGAAAGAAAAUCUACAUUAUGAGAAGCAGGAAUUGGAGAAGUGUAGAGCAGGAACUUCAAUGGAAGCAGACAGGUUUAGUAUUUAAGGUCACACUAGCAUGACUUAACCAAACAUUUGGAAGUGGGCUUUACAAAUAUCCUCUACAUUUUUUUACCCAAUCAAUUGUAGUGGAGAAUAUCACACAACUCCACAUUAUUUUUCCUUCAGGAACAUUUGUGUUGAAUAACUGAUAAAGUCGCCCUGUAGGGAGGAAACUAUUAACAUUCAGAGCUUAGAGUCUCAAUUUCUUAUGUGUCAAAGUUGCAUCACUGGAUAGUGAGUAAUUUGAUGCAACUUGGGGUUUUAUUGUAGCAUCUAGUCUGCCCCCAUGUUUGGCCAUAUGUUUAGCUUCCAAAUUUAGGGCUCUUUAUGACUCUGAAUGCUGUAAGAAACUUGUCUUAAUCACUUAAUCACACAUUGCAACUCACUUGCAUUGUGUGGCUUUCUUUCUGCUUUACCCUUUUGCAGAAUAUUAUUAUAUUUUAAAUUAUUCUUUAUGAAAUAGUUGUGUUUCUUUGGAGAGGCAUGAAUUCAUCUUCCUGGUUUAAGAUGAAGAGUUUGAGAUAGUGUGAAAAUCUUGGCAGUGGAGCUUGCCUAAUUCCCAAAUAUUGACUUUUCAAACUGCCUGCCAUUGCCCUGGACUCAGCAUGGUUUCUAAUAUUAGAAGAUUGAAUUUUUGCUAGGACAUUGACCCUGGAAUUUUCUGAGCUUUGUGCAACUCAUUUGCACAAAGAACCCACAGAGUCCAUUAAGAAAACAGGGACAUAUCUGAAAAGUCAGGACUCAAACCCAUAGAUACCUUCCAGGGAAGCCAAGGUGCACAUCAUGGAAAAGAAACUGGUCCAGAAAUUUUUUCACUGCAAUCAUAUAUUUGGGCCUCGGUCUUUCAGGUAGGGGUUUGUGUCUUCUGUCACUCUUCUCUCUGAGGGAGAGCAAUGAAGCAAACAUCAAUCACCAAUAGUCAGGCUGCAUUAACUGUCCCAUCAUGUGGACCAAAGUAGGAAGUUUCUUCCUGCUAUCUUCACACCAAAGAUCACAUCUUUAGCACAUUGCUGAGAGUCAACCCACAUCACCACCUAGUGCUUUCUGUGACUUCUGCUGACUGUUGCCUGCUUGGAGAGGACUCUAUGACUCGAUGGUCAUGCAGAGGUGAUGUUGUGUGACAGAAGCAGAGGAUUGUAUGGAAUUGAGACGAGGUCUGAUAGGAAGCACCCAGAAGUAGCCACAGGGAAGUACAGCCUCCCUUCCUAGGUUCAGACUCUGAGGUUCUCCCUGUCUUUCAUGCUUCUGUUCAUUUUCCCCAUUUCUGAGUCAGUGUUAGUUCAGAGUUUCCUGCAUCCUGUUCCAAGAAGUGUCACUAUCAACCCACUAUGCUGUCUUGGUUGGUACCAGUCACAGCCAUUUGUAUACCAGUGUAGUGAGAAUAUGGCUGUACUGACUCUAACUAAGGUAUUGGGAGGAACUUGGUGUAUCUGUGUUGUAUUUUAUCCCUGGCCUUUUUUUAAGCAGCAGAUCUCGAGGCAUAUCCAUGGUCGGCUUCCUUUCAUCAGCAGCAGACCUGGAGGUUCUGACAUUCAUUAAUGUCUGCAGUGCAGGGUCUCCCAUCCACAACUCAUGUCAGACCUCUGUCUUUUUACACUUAUGUGGAAUACUUAAGUUUCAAUAUUUCCUCAAAUUAUUAUCUAUAUAAAAGGGACAUGAGUGUUCAAAGAAAACUUUAGCAUCACAGGCGAUCUGACUUCAGUGGGGUCCUUCUUCCAAGUGAGCAGUUAAGUCCUCCUGCAUUCUAUACUCAGCAACCCAAAACAUUGUCACCGUGAUGAUUUGUGUCCUACUUCUACUGACAGUAAUGAAAACAGAGACUGUUUUCAUCAUGUGGGUUUAGGUCACAAAGCAAAGGAGAAUCAUAAGAAAGUUUUUAUUAGAGAAAAGAAUACUGCUCCCUAAUUCCAUCAAACCAUCUGAGUGAGUUUAAUGUCAUUAGUGUAUUUAAAAUGAACAUUUAGAACUCAGACAUUUAAACCUAUUUUUUUUACCAGAUAAUAUUUAAAGUGUAAGAAUCAGCACUAAGCAGUGACUACUCAAUAAGGUGGGUGAAAGAAAGGAUGCAUAAGGUUUGACACUUGUGCACAGGCAGACAAGUGGCAAAAAAUGCCAGCUGCAGAGAACAAAGAUAAAUGGAUCUUUAUUAUGAGUCUUCAAAGAAGGUAAGGGCCAUUAAGUGGAAAGAGCUUAGUAAAUGUCAGUGGGCCAUACUUUUUGGAUGUUUCGUUCUUCAGUGGACAAAGUCCUUGAGUAAUGUUGUAUGAGUGCUUGUGUGUCUUCAGAUAUCAAGAUGCUUACAUUCAUGGCUUUCAUCAUCUUGUGUUUCCCAAUAAAGCAGGUUCUGAGAUGACAAGUGUGCCUCUGCUGGCAGACAGUGUGGCUACUAAGAAAGUCACUUCCAAAUGGAGGCCCAUAUUCCUGCCUUUUUGUUGUUAUAAACAAAAAGAGAAAAGAAGUAAAGGAGAGAUGGAUGCUGAUUCUCAUGGCCAUUUCUUGAGGACACAAGGGCUGUGUGGGCAUCCCACUGUCAAGGAGAGCCUUGGAGAAUCAUUUCUUAUUGGAUGGAAGGGAAGAGAAACAGCUGCUAGCCAGUGAUUGUCUGUUGUGAUAUUGUAUGAGUUGUGACAGGUGUCUGGAAACACAGCAGUUAAAGAACAGGAGAAUUAUACAGACCAAUAGUCCUUCUGAGGAAGGAGCCAUGAGGUCCAUCCCCAGACAUUAGUGCAGGAGGCAGGCACAUAUUGUCCAAUUUCUGAGACCUUUCCACUAAGCCUUUGGGUUGCAUCUUAUACUAUGCCUAAUUGGUUUGUGUAAAAACAAUAUCCUUUUCUUAAAUGAUACAGAAGCCACCUUUUUCCACCAUUAAGAGGUCUAAGCUUUUUUUGGUUUUGGACAGUCACUGAUUCUAAUGAAGUAAUUUGUGAUUGUAAUUCUAAUGAAGUAAUCAGAAACUGCAUUACUUUGGUUUGGGGUAGCUCUUUAAGUUUCUGAGAGAGAUCUUCACAUAAGGAAUGAUAGUUAAGAGACAGCUUACCAGUCCAACUAUUUCUGUUCCCAUUGCAGAAGUUAUUUUCAGGUCAUGAAAAAAAGAGAUUAACUAAAUCACAUUGCACUGCUGAAUCUGGGCUUUCAGUUUAACAGGCCAACUCUGGUUUCCCAGGCCUGUGCCUAUGUGUAAUUUAUAUUUCCAGGUGCAGUUGGUGGGAAGGCACAGGAGAGCUGAAGUUCCUAUAGUGUGAGAUGCCUCGACUGUAUGGACAGAGUUGAUUAUGAAUUCCCAAAAUAUAUUUACAUGUCCUUUAUUAAUUAUUCCAAUUGUUUAAUUUGCCUAACAGUACAGCAACUCUACAUUGUUGAAAAUUGCUUCUGUUUAGAGAAAUCUGAGGAGCAGGUGUGGUUUGAUUUUUCCAGUGGGGCAAAAAUCUCUUGAUUCCUACCAGCUACUCAGAGUAAUGAUUGAAAAUGAGCACAACGAGACAGUGAGAAUUCGUAGGAGUCUGAAUGCAGAGCUUCCUUGUGCACAUCUGCAUAUGGACAAUGACAGCCAUUGCCGAAACCAGAGUGUUUGUUACGCAGUGAAGCAGUGACAAUCUUGAGAGGGGCUGAGCAGCAAGGGGCUGACCCUUGACUGAAUAAGGGUUUUGAAGUUGUUUAGUGAUUAACAAUGAUUGGGGGAGGCUAACAUGAUUAGCAUAAACUUACACUGGUGUAGGGAAGGUGUCUAAACAAAGAACUGGAAGACAUAUUGCACUGAAUAAAAGGUUAGUUUGAAAAGUUAGAUCAGCAUUGUGGCUUCUUGAGGUAUCUGUAGUUUUAUCUGAAUCCUUAUAAGGAGUGAAACAUGACAAGUACAUGUAAAACUAGACUUUUCAGGCUAGUUCAUUUUGUCUUUGAACAGCAGCAGUAAGUGAAAAUCACAAGGACAAAAAGAGACCCACAUUUCCCAAAUGCUAGUAUGUGUAAAUGGAGACUCUACUUGCAUGUGGUGAUGGUGAAAUUUCUGCUAGCUCAUACCUGGUGCAAAAUAGAUGUGACCCCACAAGUAACCGCACAUGUGGAAAACCAGAUCCAACAAUCCGUAGCCAAAAUGUGGUUAGAUCAGUUGAUUAAGGUAUGGGUAAGCUGUUCUAUUGGGUACAAAGAGUGGGACAUCAGCAGGGAGGCAGACCUGAGACCAUCUGUGGGGAAUAAGGGUAUUAUAUUGUUGAAUGUGAUUGUGUACAUAGGACGUGAUUCCAUCCUGGAGGUAACAAGCAACUGAGUUACAGUACUAAUAGAAUGGGUAGGAGAACCAUAAAUAAGAGGCCUAUUAAGAGCAGAGAUUGUCUGGGCUCUGUGUAUUUUGCCAUGGGCCUCCACAUAGAGUAUCAAACAGGAGAAGGGAAAGAAAGGCAAAAAAUAAUGUGGCUUCCUGUGAGGAAAAAUCACACAUUGUAACCUUGAAAAUACAAGAAACUAUCUAGGUGUAACAAGACUGGAGAUAGGAGAUUGAUGGAGAAACAAGGUCAAAUCAGCAAAAACUAAUAAAAUACAAUUAGAUAGAAUGGCAUGAUGUACUGGGACAGCACUUAGGUGCUUUCUGGAAUUUUGGUCAGCCUGAAUGAUGUUGAGGAGAUUGCUUGCAAUUUCUUUGAAGGAGAGGGGUCAGGUGAAUUUUCAGCUGAACACAGAUUUAUUGUGGAAUUGUGAAUUGACUGCAAGGAGUUUUGCACAUGGAUCACCAUUGGGGUGCUAUAGAGGACUCUGAAAGGUCCCUUCCACUUUGCCUGUAGGGAUAAGGAGUUUAAUAAAAAUCAUUUUGUUAGCCAGGUUAUUAUGUUAAAACAGGUGCCAGAAGGCAGGGGAAGGUUAACAGUAUAUUGUAUUUCUUUUUGGACCUAUUGCAAACCUGGGAGAUAAUCUCCAAUAACCUAGACUUCUAGGAACAGAUCUGGCCCAAUGAGAAAGGUGCAAAGUAUGUAAACCCAAAUGGGUUGCACCCAGUAGGUCUUGUAGGAAUGACUUGCGUUCCAAGGAUGGCUAUUGGGGAGAAAGGACCGGUCCUUGUGAAGCCUUAAGGAGGGUGUAAAUUCCUUGUAACUUUCCAGGUGAUUAGGGUAGAUAUCAAGUGAGAAAUUUGCAUUGUAUAUCAAGUGACUUGGACUCUUCUGUGUAAACUGACUAAUGCAAGCAAGACCAGUAUCUGAUUGAAUAAAGGUAAGGAGAGCAAGUCAGACAAGUAUAUCAGUUAGUAGAUAAUCAGUCAGUUCUGAAACUGUUUUGAACUCAUUGGAAUACUUCUACCCACCAAGUGAACCUGUCAACGCAGAGCAAAAAUUGUCUCAACAUUUACAAUGGGACAUGUGGAUGAGAUCAAUCUGCCAGUCCUCAGUUAGUGAAAAACCUUGAACUGAUGUGUGGGAAAGGAAGGGGACUCAGGGAUCUCUGAGUCAUAGUCAGACAAAGCAUUGAGCUGUAAUAGUCAUAAAGGGGGUCUUCCAGGAAGGGAAGGAAAUAAGUGGCUCAAGUAGGCAGACUCAUGAUUUCUAACCUUUUUUUUUGAUAAUGAAAAUUAUCAUGGAGAGAUGAAGGCAUAGAGUAUGCCUGUGAGACAGGGAGAAGGGUCUUCAUUAAGCUAGGAACCACCUGUGCUGUGUGGGCUUGUGUUGGUAUUAUUGAUUACCAGAAGGUGAGUAGAGUAGAGUGAAGCAGGGAGGGGCAAAGUGUUUGCCUUUGUCUGUGGUAGGAGAGAUUAGCUGCCCCCUUGGUGGUUUUAUGUGUAAAGACACUUCUAUGGGAUCUGAAAGUCCUUGGAGUCUUAAACCACAGCCAUUAAUGUUCAUGGAAGAGCUGGCUGGUGAAUGGCCUUAAAGUAUAGAGUACUGCUGAUUGAGGACCCUGAAACAUGACCAAACCUUAAAGUUGGCUGUGAAUAUCUGAUGCAUACUGGCCAAUAUAAUUUGUUCUUAAUAAGUCAUGUUUCAUCUGUGAGUGGGGCUUCACAUUCAUAUAUCUGUGGAGGGCCUCAAUUAAGUACCCCAGAAUUGAAGGACGAAUUUGUUACUUAUCCUGGGCAGUUUCUUUUAUCUUUUCAUUACUGACUGACCUACUCAUAUGCCCUCUGCCUGCAUCAGUUAAAUGAAUAAUCAUGUCCUUGUGUUUUUGUUUGGGCAUCAUCUCUAGUCAGACAUUGUCAAUCAGAGUUCCUAUCAGGUACUGCAACUUUAUCCUUGUCCCUGAUAGUACUUCACACAUGCAGUUUGGAGAUCAUAGUAUGUGCUAUGCUUCAUGGGUGGACCACCUUUUUAAGGCUGCAUCAAUUAGAAAAUGGUAAGAUACUACACACCUACAGUUUGGUGGUAUGUGCUGUGCAGGUUUAUCCUCGUCCUUGAAAUUACUUCACACAUGCAGUUUGGAGAUCAUAUUAUGUGCUAUGUUUCAUGGGUGGACCACCUUUUUAAGGCUCCAGCAGUUAGAAAAUGGUACACAAAGAUCUUCUCAAGCCAGAACACAUGUUAUUACCAAAGCCUGAAAGAGACCCAUGAAUCCAUUAGGUCUGGUUCUAUGUGACACCAUUGAUAUGUGGACACAUCUUGUGCAAUAUCCAUGUAAUACUGUGUCUUCAUAAAGGACCACAAAAACCUGGACAUGUAUUUUUGUCCACUCUUCCUGCAUCUUACAAAACAGAUUAAGCUGUAAUAGUGCACCAAGGUCAUGUUGCCAUUCAGAUCCCUUGUCUUUCCACCUUCUAACUCAUACUUCUCCCUCUGUGAACUACAAAGAACAGUCCUCCAUUUCUGAUCCUUAAAUCCUUGCCCUUAAAAUGGUCCCAAUUUUCCACAACUCAUCCUAAAUUUUAUGCUUGAAGGACAGUCCUCAAGCCAUCUAUGCUCUAGAAAGAUGCACUUCACACCUUGAAGAACUCCCCUCUGAACCUCAAAUGAUGUGUCCUCUUUAUGUUCUGCUGAUAGCUCACCAAGAUAUAUGUAGUAUGCUGAAUCUUUAGGUCUCUAAGGCUGAAAGAAAAAACUCAAAACAUACCUUCAAACAAAUUCCCAUCAUUGAAAAAGAACAUUUUGGGCAUACCAGUAAAAGAGAUAUGGGAAUACUUCUUUUCACUUAAAACUGUGGAUUAGGGUUUCAUGCACAUAUUUAUAAAAAUUUUUACUUUACUCUUUUGUGGCUUAAUAAUACUCCAUUGAUAAAAACAAUAUUAUUCAUCCAUUUCUUAGUGAUAGGCAUUUGGCUUGUUUCCAAAUUCUACUAUUUAAAAUUGUACUGCUGCAAAUGUGGGUGCACAUAUUUCUCUAUGUAUGAUGUUAUUAAUUCUUCAAGGAAAAUGCACAGAAGUGGAAUAACUGGGUUAAAUGUGGCCAUUACUAGUUUUUUGAAAAAGUCCCUCUGAUUUCCACAAUAGUUGCACUAGUCUACAGUUCUACUAACAGUUAAGAAAGGUGCCUUUUACCACACAACCCUUCCAAAUUUUAUAGUUAACUCACUUCUUUAUAUUAACUGAUUUUUCUGGGCUGAGAUGGAAUCUUGGUAUUGUUUAAUUCACAUCUCUUGAAAGGCUAGAGAUUCUUUACCAACUGUAAUUGUUCAUUCUUUGUAUUUCUUCUUCUGAGAAGUGUGUAUUCAUCUCAGAUUUUCUCUUAUGAAUUGCAUUGCUAAAUUUGCGAGGUCUGACUUGUGAGUUCUUUGUAUAUUCUCACUAGUAAUCGUUGUCUAAGGAGCAGCCAAAAACAUUUUUCCCAGAUUCUAGGUUUUCUUUUGACAUCCCAGAUUGAUUGUUUCUCUUGCUGUGAAAAAUAAAAUCCUAGUUGUCGAUUCUUUAUGAUACUUGUUGUGCAAUCAGUUUUAAAGUCUUGCCUAUGUCAUUGUCUUCAAGAAUUUUACUGUUUGUAUGUUUCAGCAGAUUCAAUAUUUCUGUUUUAGUAUUGGGAACUUUAAUCCAUCUCAAAUUUAGCUUAGUGUGUUAUGUGAGAUAUGAAUGCAAUUUUCAUCAUUGGCCUGUGCCAAGCAAGGUUUUCUAGCACCAUUUACUGAAGAGGAUUUCUUUCCAGGGAAUGUAUUUGGAAACUUUGUCAAAGCUAAGGGGACUAAGGAUGCUGGCAGUUGUUUCAAGCAUCUUGUCAUUUGCUCCAUUAAUCCUCAGGUGUCUUUUGUUUGUCAGCGCCAUGCUGUUAAGCACAGUACUUUAUAAUAUAAUUUCAAUUUGAUGCCCACUCCCUUGCCUUUGCUACCCAGAAAUGCACGUGCUUUUCCAUGUCUCUUUGGGCUUCAAUUAAGUUUAAGAAUACUUUUGUCUAAUUCUUUGAUGUAUGUGGUUGAAAUAUUGAUCAAAAUUGCAUUACAUCUGUUUAACAGUUUUGGAGCUGUGGCCACUUUCACUAUAUUGGAUCUUCCUAUCUAAGAUUAAGGGAUAUCUUUCCAUUUUCUGAUAUCCUUUUCAACUUCCUUUUUCAAAGUACAGUAGUUUUCUUUUUUCUUUUUCUUUUUUUUGUUUUUUUUUUUGUCUUUUUUGUUUGCAUCAGUACCAGGGAUCGAACUCACAACUGCCUGCUUGCAAGGCAGGCACUUAUGCCGGUGAGCUAAAUCCCCAGCCCCUGAAGUACAAUAGUUUUCAAUGUAAAGAUCUUUUACAACCCUAUAAAGUCAUUUGAUUUCCAGAUGUUUCAUUUAUUUAAGUAAUAUAAUGAAAAUUAUUAUAUGCUUAAAUUCUCUCUCAGUUGGUUUUUUAUUCAUGUACAGGAAGGCUAUUGACUUUUGAGUGUUGAUUUUAUAUCCAACUAUGCUGCCAAAUUUUCUAAUCAGAAUUAAUCAAUAGGAACAGUUCUUUAGUGGCAUGUUUUGGGUCUUCUCUAUAAAAGAUCCUGUGAUCCAUAAAUAGUGAUAUUUACAUUCUGCUUUUCCUAAUACUAUUCUUUUCAUUUGCUUCUCUUGCCUAGUUUCUCUGGCUAAGGUUUCCAGAACUAUGUUGAAUUAGGAUGAAUUUAUUCUCUUUCCUUUCUUGGGCAGUUAUAUGUUGCAUCAUUUUCUUAAGUUGCUCUAUUUAUUAUUUUUGCCUGUCUCUGCGCCAGAAUCACUAUAUAUGGUUUUCAUUGUUCCUUUCUUCAUCUAUCUGAGAAAUUAUUUCUGAUUUUUUAAGCCUCUUUCAAUUGCUUGGUUGUUACCACUUCAAAGAGGCAGGAUGGGUGGCAUUCAGGUUAUCUCAGGUCUUUGACCCAUGAGUUUGCCUUUGGUGAGCUCAAUGCCUGUGAUUUCAUCUCAUUUUUGUUUUUCUUUUUUAAAGUUUAUUUCCUGAGUUGAUGCUUGUAAGCUGUCUAUAGUGAGUUAUUUUAUUGCUAGUAUUGAAACCAGUUAUACAAAGAGAAUAUGUCUUCCAUGUGUAGCUGGUUUGGAGGCUUUAAGUCCCUGGCAACAUUCUCCAUCUUCAAUUUUGGAAUAAUGAGAAGUUGCUACCUGUUCAUCUUGUGCCACAUUUCUUUGGUGCUGUUCCACAGUGCCUUCCAAGAAUCCUAGUCAGUCUCAGUCUUGGAACACUAUGAAUAAUAGCCAGUUAAAACAGCUAUGACAUCCCAGGCUAACGAGAACUGCCAGCCACAACAUUACUGUCCAGCACAUCCUAGAAAUUGACAAACUGAAGUAACCACCACUCUAGCACCUUUAUCUCCAUGAAAAUGAUUUGUUGUUAUAUAACAAAAUCUAAAACAAACUAAAAAAUAAUAUGCUGUGCAUAAAUCUUUAAUAUGUCAAUUUUAUCCUAAUGGAUUAUAAUUUAACAGGAGGUAGAGAAAGAGAGAAGUAGACUAUGAGGAAAUGAUAAGAAGUAGAGGACUAAGGAAUAUCUUGCUAAAUUUGGGAAACUGGUGCAGAAGACAGAAAGGGGAGAGAAAAGAAAGGAAUGAAAAGACAUACAGAACAAGAUCCACAGAAAGACAAAACACCACUUUCACACUCAUAAAAAUAAAAUUAAACAUUGGUGUGGAACAAGUAUAAGUCCACUUCAACAUUUGUCUGUUCUGUCACUAUUAGGUAAUGUGUGGAGACAGAGUAAAGAUUUGUGAUUUAUCCCAACAACCCACCAGUAACUUUUAAGUCUGUGUACUGGAUAAUCUCAGCAAGCCUACAUCUUUAUUGCCCUUGGAGUUUAGGUUGUAUUUUGGAGGAAGGCACCUCUUCCCCUCAAUAUUCAUAUCAUUACCUUCUAUUUAUUUCUUUGCAAUUGGUCAUAUUACUUCUGCUCUAAUGUAACACAAUAUUUGAGACAGAGAAUACCUACAUUUCUGAUUUUAAAAGUGUAACUAGACAGUGUCUGCAUUCAGAAGCUCAUGUAUUUGUGAUGUGAUCCUGUACUGUUUCUGGUUAGGAAGUUUCAUUUAACUUGCUCUUCUGUAGAAAUCUUUGAAAAAUAAUGAAUAGAAAUUGAAUUUUAGAAAAUAAUAUUUAUACUAAGAUUCAAAUAAUCAGAUGAGUUUUUUCUUAGUUGUUUCUUGCGAUUAAUAUUAAGAUAGGUUUCUAUUGCUGAAACAUGCUUAUAUUUGAUGACCAGCAUUUGCAAAUAUGUUGUAUCUUUCCUAGAUGUUUACAUUUCCUACACAAUAGGAAGCUUAAAGUUUUGAAUCAGUGACAAAGAUUCAGAUAUUAAAAAUGUAAAUCAAUGCAUUCUAAAUUCCCAAGAUAAGACAGGCUCCUAUGCAAUACAUUUUAUAAAUAUAUUCAAAUAUCAUUCCUAGAGUAUCAUUCCUAGAUGUAGCUCAGCAGUUUAAGUGCGUGCCUUGCAAGCAUGCAGUUGUGAGUUCAUUCCCCAGUACCGAUAAAAAAAAAAUCCUAACUCUAGAAUAUAUACACUGUGAAUUUUAUCAUCCCUGUUCAUCCAUUCCUAUUGGCAGUGACUUCCAAACUGCACUGCCCUAUGAUCUGUAUUCAUAAAAACAACUAAUUGCUAAAUAUUGGCUUCAGCUUUUGAUAUCCUCUAUCUCCAUGGGAAAUGUUAAGAAAUUUAUUUGUAAAUAGAUGUUUUGAAAAACACAUAAGUUGUAGCACCUUGUGCAGUUACAUACAGUUAGGCUGCCAUUCAAGCUGCCCCACCAGCCUAAGUUCUCACUUGUGCGUCUUUAUUCCAUUUUAGAUCCCAGCAACCACCACAGCCGCAUUAGAAAUAUUGUACCCAAACUCAGUUGACUUUCUCUGGCACUUUAUUUUUCCUGUGGAAGCUCCAGCCAGUGCUCCUUUGCUACCCUUGCUGAAGUUCAUCUUCACAUUGCUAAUGAGCACAUUGCUGUGGGGUAAAUAUAUGCUACACACAUUAUGUAUCUACAGUAUAGUUUCUGUACCUUUGAAAUUAUGUUCAGUGUCAUAAGGAAACACUUUCAACCUGCUGUGCCCUUACAACUGUGUCACAUAUGUGGCAUAAACUAAGUACAUGUUCUCCACAUUUUCAUACAAUGAACCCUUGUCCAUGGUUAUGGAGUCAGCACACUGUAUUUACUUUUGCAUUUCCUGUGUUAAAAUCUGUGCCCUAACCCUUGCAAACAUAAUUGUAUUGUGGCUUUAUAUGGGAUAUAGUUGUUCUAUGAAAGCACCAUGCACUCACAGGUGGGGAUUUUGGGAGAUGACCGAAUCUUGGAUAUCAAGGAUACAUGAUGUUUGAUUAUGCCAUAGCUAUGUGUGAUGUUAGGAGGUAACACCUGGUGAAAGAGGUGAGUCACUGUGGAUAUGACCUGUAUGAUUUUAUGUGUAUCUCUCCUCCUCCUAUGAUGUUUUUUGCUUCCCUAUGCCAUGCCAUACAUAAUUAUCCUGUUUUCCAUUCCCUUCUACCAAGCCACCCUGACUUGGAUUCAGCAAGGUAUGGACUGAAAAUUCUUUAAUUUCAUUUUGAAGAGAAUAAAACCAAAUGAGACAAAACAAAACUGUGUAUUUAAACAAAAGAAUGAACGUAAUACAUGACAAAAACAAAAUACAAGGUGAUCUAUAAUGGCUAGUGCAAUGCCUCUUUAUAUUCAAAAGAAUUGCCCGUAUCAUCAGGCAUAAUAAAUAAAAAAAAUACAGAACAACCCAAUUAAAACAUAACAAUGGAGACACUAUAGGACUUCAAAAGAAGAUGAGUCAGAUGAAAAUCGGUAUGAUAGUAUAUUUCUUUUUCUUCAUAGUAGUUGCCUAUACCACCAAACAUAAGAUCAGUCAAAGCAAAACAAUAAAAGCAAUCAAGUUAUCAAAUGAAGCUAAUAGGAAGUCAAAAAUGGUUAUCAUAAUAUAUUCUACUCUCUAUGGAACAGCUGUCCAUGCCAUCAAAUCUAAUACAAGUAGACAAAUGGAAUCAGAAUAUAACCAAACUAAACUGAGCAAUGAAAACAAUGUUUCAAAUCAUGAUAAUAGAUUAACAAUGGCCACUGUCUCCACUUUUUAGACAAUUCCUCCCCUUCCAGUCACAGGAUGUAUUAUACAGUUUGGAUCCCACUAAGUCCUUUAGUUUUGAUAUUAGGGAAGAAAGCCACUAUUCACCUAAAUGACCACAAACCUUUUUACCCCUGAGCAUGAUUGCAAAUGGUAUCCAUUUACCUACAAGUGCUUCAGGGUUAUCUUUCUUUAUAGCUGAGUAGUUUUCUAUUGAAUAAAAGUGUCAUGGUUUUCUAACCAUUCUGCAGUUGAUGGGAAAAACACUUUUUUCUGGUUCCCAAUCACAUACAGAAUUGUUUUUUCAUCUUUAACUUUCAGUCUAUAAACUCCAUUUUUUAGUUUACUGUAUUUCUUGUAUAAAGCACACUGAUAGUCCCUGUCUCCUCAUCCACUCUGCCCGUGUUUCUUUUUAUUGCUUACGUGAGGUCCACUGUAUUAGUAAUUAUGACCAACCUUCUCUGCCUCAUCUCUUCCAUGGUAUUUUUAUGUCAUUGUUUGUCUAUUUUCCAAUUCAUUCCACUGUCUGCUCCAUUCAGUGAAGACCCCCUUCCCAGUUCCUGAAUCCCUGGGCUUGGUUUUCUCUCCAGAAUAAAUGUCCUUUAGUGUUUUUGUAGGGUUGGUCAUGAAUUCCAUCAGUUGUUCUUUGUCAUGGGAGUAUCUUGUUUUUUCAUUAAUUUUAAAAGAUUGUUUUUCAGGAUGCAUCAAUCUGAUUGGAGGCUAUUUUUCUUUCAGGAUUUGGAAUACUUCACUGCCAGGUUUUCUUGAUUUGGUAGUUUGUGUGGAGAAAUCUGUCAUGAAUCUGAUGGGUUUUCAUUAUAGAUGAUCCGUUACUUUUCUCUGACAGCUUUUAGUAUUCUGUUCUUGUGAUGAGUUUCUGGCAUCUUGAUUAUUACAUUAUCUGGAUGAAGAUUAAUUUUGGUUAUAGCAGGCUGGAGUUUUGUAUGUUUCACUUAUCUGAAUAUCAUUUCCUUUUCCUAUCAUUCAGAACGUUUCUUUAAUUAUUUCUGUAAUUAGGCUUUGUAUUUCAUUUGUAUUUACUCCUGCUUUUGCCCUCAUAUUUUUAUUCUUAAAUUAUACAUCUUCCUGUCAUUUUGCAGUCUUUGUAUUGUCAUUUCUUGGUUCUUUGUUAUUUUUAAGAAAUGUUUCCUUUCAUGAUUGUAAGCUGCAAACCUGUCUUCAAGGUUUGAUAGUCUAUUUCUAGUUUCUUUCAAGCAGUUUUGCAAGCUUCUAAUUUCCUGCUGAUCUCUUCAAAUCUGUUUCAUGUAAUCUAAGUGUUAUUUAUAUUUGUCGUUGAAAUUUUUCCUCAUUUUCCUGUGUUCCUUUACUCUCUCAUCUGUUUUUUAGGGGUGCUUAGAAUUUUUUUCCUUUCCUGGGUUGGCUACUAUUUCUGUGAAACAAGAUAAUUUGCUUUCUGGAGCACAUGCUUGCUAGGGAUAUUUGAUUGUGUUUCUCAUUUCUUCUUUUACCUGAGAUAGUAUUUCUGUUCUGAUUUCUUUUCUAGCCCCUUGAAGUUGAUUCUUUACCUCAGUUACUGUUACUUCAGAAACUUCAGGUGUGUGCCUCCCUGUGUCUUCUGUGUUUACAUCUCCUUGACUAGUACUGCUUGGGUUGGAGGCCAGAGACUGCCUUUUGCUUCUUCCUUUUCUCAUGUACCUGGUAGUUUCUAGACCAGUGGAUAGUAGGGUCCCCAGCCCUUCCUGGGUUGGCUACUAUUUCUCUGAAACAAGAUAAUUUGCUUUCUGGAGCCCAUGCUUGCUAGGGAUAUUUGAUAGUGAACAUUGGUUGUGCUAGUAUAGAUCUAUUUUGCUGCCUUUCCCAGAAUGCUGUGGCUCACCUGUUGUUGCUGUAGUGCAAACAGGGUGGGGCAGGAGCUGGUUAGCAAGCCGGAAACCUUCACUACAUAUAGUACUCAUGUCGUAGAAGCUGGUUGGGGAUAGCUUUAGGGAAACCACGGUGAUGGCUGUUGGAAUAUGUACAGGGGCAGGACUCAUGCCAAGCAAUUUCUGCCAGUUUGCUCAGAGCUAGGAGUGGCUGAAUGAAGCCACCUGCAGUUUUGGUUCCAGGAUUUCCCUGCCCAACUCCAAAAUGGCCUGUGGCCAAUUGUUCAAUCCUUUGGGAGGACUGAGUUGCCCACACUCGGAGCCAGCCAGUGUGAUUCUCCAGUCUACUGCUCCCCUCUGCAAUCACAUCUCCCUGUAGAAGCAUUUGGGCUUGCCAGCCAUCACAUUCACGGACUGUGUAUCUCUUGGUUUCAACAACUUUUCUAUCAUGGUGGUUCUGGCUCCAGGUGAGUGUGCUGCCAGCUAUGGCCCACUUCUCUUUUUAAAUUUUUCUAAUUUUAUUCUCUCUCUGGGCUUCAGUUUUAACUUUAUGGUCAUCCAGGUCCAGGGGGAUCCACUUCCUUCUUUCUUGUCUUCUCCAGUAAUGCUAUAUUCAGGCAUAUGGACUGUUUCUCUACAGAAGCUGUUUCCUCUGCUGCUUACUGUUCCUCAAUCUUCCCAGAUCCUCUGAACUGAAAAUUCCACAAAAUUUGAAGCAAAGCACAUUAAUACCUUUUAAAUUAUGGGUAUUGUGAAUUGUCUACUAAUUGCUUGGUGCCAAUUGUGUACAGGGACAGGACUCAUUCUAAGCAAUUUCUACUAGUCUGCUCACAGCUAGUAGUAGCUGAAUGAUCCAGCCGCAGCUCUAGCCACCAACUGCUACUAAGACACAUUUUUUUUUUCAGUUAUAGCAUCUUGAUGACACUAGUAAUUGUUCAUCUGGACUUAUGUGAGUCCACAUGCAGUGGAAAACUGUGUCUCUGCCACAUUUUGAAAAUAAGGUUAUAUUGUAAUGAAAAAAAAUAUUUCACAUUGUGUAUCAGAUUUCCUCACUCUUUAGUUGUCCUUGUGUUUUCCUGUGUCUUUAUUUUGGCUGCCACCUCAAGAGUUGACUGCUGAAGAACAGUGGAUAUCCCCAUAUAGUUCAAUUUACCUUCCCUGAACUUAAAACCAUUUUGGGUCUUUGAUAUUUCUUGAUACCUCAACCCAAACUGGUAUGAGCUCUUAUGAAAACUGAGGAGAAGGGCUGCUGAAAUUUGUUGUAAAAAGUCAGUAAGGAAAUUUUCAUGGGCAAAUAAACUUUGUGUCCUUGGUUCCAAAAAGAAGACAUCUUUAAUAUCUAUGACAGACAGCCAUUUACAUGAAUCUCAGAUUAGGGUGAAUAAGUUAUAACAUUACAUUAAUGAGAAGGAAGUCCUGUACCAAUCUACUUAGGUUUGAUCCUUUUUUACCCCAAUAGUAUGAUUGUUAGGAAAGUUGAUUUGUUUUCUCUAAGAGGCCUCAGUAUUACAGGUCACUGGGGAACAUUUCUUAGUCCACCCUGAUGCUCUUGAUGAUAACAAGUAGGAAGGAUCUUUCAAUGAAUCCAGAUAGGAAUGACAGUCCUGUUCCCAUUCUCUCUCCACAUGGAAAGGACCAUUUGUAAUCCUAGCAAGGGAAACAUUAUGUAGCCUCUGUCCUAGUGAGGACAAGAGUUCUCCAUGGCUUGCACAAUUGUCUCCACAGAAGUACAGUGGGGGUCUCAGGAAUUCUAAGAAAUGUACUUCAACACAAGAAAUAGGCUAUAGGUAUACAGAAGUGUUUUAAGGGUUGUCCUGAGACUCCCCUUAAAUAUGUUGUUAGACUAAAUGUCAUGGGAGUAAAUAACUAGAGAAGCUAGUGGCAGUACCAAAUUCUGAAAUUAAUAGAUAAUCUCCAGACACACAAAGAUUUUCAGGACCUUCAAUUGAUAAAUAGAAGUUAAAGCAUGUAUGAUAUGAUAUGUACCCUAUCCCCUGAACUGAGACUUCACCCCAAAAGCUCUACCAUUGGAAGCAGUCAGCAGGCUGAGGCAUAGAUUCUAAAAUGUUGCCCAUAAAGGUGGCCAUGGCAACACCCAUUUUCUUUUUUUAAAAUUUUAUUUAAAGGAGAAAAAAAAAAAACAGUAAAAGGGUGCCAGUAACACAGAAUUUUUAAAAAAUAGUAUGAAAUCACUAGUUAAUAGAUUACAUAUUGUCAUCUCAGAAAUAGUUGUUCAAGUUACAGGAUUAAAGCAUACAAAGUGGACAUUCAAACAAUGAGACUGCAAACAGUUGUAUUCAGUGAUCCAACAAAAACUUAGUAAUAUGGUCAUCUAUCUUAACACACCUAAACACACUUGCAGUUGUAUCCUUUAGAGCACUUUUUUCCCUCUCUUUUUUACAACAAAAUUUACACAUUUUGGUUUUUAUUACUCCCAUAGUUCUUAGUACUUUUUUUUGGAAGAGAAUAAAACCAAAUAUGACAGAACAAAGCAGUCAGUCAAAAAAAGGGUGAACAUAGUACAUGAUGUAAAAACAGAGUGCAAGAUAAUCAACAAUGGUUACAAUAAUGCCUCUUGCUUCCUUAAAAUGAAUUGCCUAUAUCAUUAGGUAUAAUAAAAUUGAACAAAACAAUAGAGAACAAGACCAAUAAAACCUAAAAAUUGGAGACAUUACAAGAUUUCAUAAGACGGUAAUAGUCAAACCAGAAUGGGCAUCAUAGUGAAUCUUAUUGCCUUCAAAGUAGUUGCCUAUACCCUCAAACUUGAUACUAUCAAACAGAACCAAACAGAGUAAAAUCAGUUAAAACAAGAUGGUGGGAGCAAUACAGGGCUUCAAAUCAAGUUAAUAGGAAGUCAGAAAAGUUACUAUAAUAUAUCCUGCUAAUUUUUUUGAUUUUUUACCUUAAUUAAAAAAAUUAAAAAAUAAAUAAAUUUUGUUAAAAAGGGGAGAUUGAGACAAAAGAGGACAUAGCAACAACAAUAUAGGUCAAGCAUAACAAUUUCAUCAAAUUAGUGCUUCAUCACAAGAUAAUCUGACUUAAUAGUAGGGACCAUAAUGUCUCUUUCCUUUAAAUAUUUGAGUAUAACUUCACAUAUGAUGGCAUCAAACAUAUCAAGGCAGCGUGAAACCAAGAAGAUGAAAGUAUUACAAGGUAUUUAGAAUCAGCUAACAGGAAAUGAACAAUGGUUUCUAUAUUAUCUCUUUGCCUAUAAAAAUUUUGUUUAUACUAUCACAUAUAAUGAAAUCCAGUAAGAUACAACAUGAUAAAACCAAUGGAGACAGAAGAACAACAGUUUGGUGGGACUUCAAAACAAGAUGAUAUUAAAUCAGCACUAGCUAUUAAGAUGUCUUGUUUUCUUCAAAAUAGCUGUUCAAGGGGCUAGGGAAUUAGCUCAGCGGCAUAAGUACCUGCUUUGCAAGCAGGCAGUCAUGAGUUCAAUCCCCGGUACCGAUAAAAAUGAAAAAGACAAAAAAAAAAAAAAACAAAAAAACAAACAAAAAAAACCCCAAAAAACCCAAAAUAGCUGUUUCAUAUCAUCACAGAAAAUAAAAUCAAACAGCCCAAAAUAAAACCAUUCCAAUUAAUGAGCGAAAACUUUAUAAGGCUUCAAAGCCACAUAAUGGGGAAACAUGAUUACCACAUACUUUUGUAUAUUUGAAUCAUUUCUUACAAUAGGGACACUAUUCAGUAUUCAUACAUGUGAGAUUGAUUUAUUUCACUUAUUGUGAGUAUGGUCUCAAGCAGCAUCCAUUUAUUUAUAAAUAUCUCAAUGUGAUCCUUCUUUAUAGCUGAGUAGUACUCCAUUAUAUAAAAGUACCACGGUUUUUUUAUCCAUUCCUCAGUUGAUGGACACUUAGGUUGUUUACAAGAUCUGAAAAUUACAAAUUGUGCUGCUAUAAACAUGGGUGCACAUAUAUCAUUGUGGUAUGAUGCUUUCAGUUCUUCUGGGAAUAUGCCUAGAAGUGGGAUAGCUGGAACAAAUGGGAUUUCCAAUCCCAGCUUUCUGAGCAAUCUCCAUACUGACCUCCACAAUGGUUGCACCAGUCUACAUUCCCACCAACAGUUCAUGAGAGUUCCUUUUUCCCCACAGCCUCUCCAGCAUUUGUUGUGGGUGGUUUUCUUGACCCUGGCCAUUCUUUCUGGAGUCAGAUGAAAUCUCAGUGUGGUUUUAAUUUGCAUUUCUCUAAUGACUAACGGUGAUGAACAUUUUUUCAUGUAUUUAUUUGCCAUUUGUAUUUCUUCAGCUGAGAAGUGUGUAUUCACCUCAGAUGCCCAUUUUUGGAUUGGGUCUUUGAAUUUUGGGGGUCUGAUUUUUAAAAAGUUUUUUAUAUGUUUUAGACAGAAGUCCUUUGUCUGAGGGAGAAUUCACAAAGAUUUUUUCCCAGGUUUUGUGUUUGCUUUUCACUAUGGUGGAGAUUUCUUUUGACAUGCAGAAACUUUUGAUUAACAGGUGAUCCCAGGUUUUGAUUCUGGGAAGUAUUUCCAGUGUGGUUUGAGUUCUGUUCAUGAAUUUUCUACCUACCCUUAUGUCUUCAAGGUUUCUACCCAAUUUGUCUUCCAAUAGAUUUAGUGUUUCUGUUUUAAUAUUCAGAUCUUUGAUCCAUUUAGAUUUUAAUUUAGUACAUGGUGAUAGGCAUGGGUCUAGUUUUAGUUUUUGGCAUAUGGAGAGCCAGUUUUUCCAAUACAAUUUUGUAAAAAGACUGUCCUUUUUGCAGUGAAACUGUUUGGCUCCUUUAUCAAAGAUAAGGUGGUUGAGUGUGUUUGCAGUUGUGGUUGUAUCUUCUUAUCUAUUCAUUUGAUCUUUGGCUCUGUUUGAGUUCCAGUAUCAUGUUGAUUUUAUUACAGUUGCUUUAUAAUGUAACUUCAAGUCAGGGAUUGUGAUGCCUGCUGCCUUGCCUUUGUUGCUUAGAAGUGUCUUUGCUAUUCUAGGCCUCUUCUCAGAUGCAGCAAAUUAUCAAGAAAAUUAUACACCAUGACCAGUUGGGAUUCAUCCCAGGCAUGCAAGGAUGGUUCAACAUAUGUAAAUCAAUAAAUGUAAUCCAUCAUAUCAAUAAAGCCAAAAGUAAGAAUCACAUGAUCAUUUCUAUAGAUGCAGAAAAAACUUUUGAUAAGGUCCAACAUUCAUUCAUGUUAAGAACUUUACAGAAAAUUGGAAUAGAUGGUCUUUAUAAACACCAUCAAUAUAAUAAAGGCCAUCUACGACAAACCAACUAUCAAUAUACUAAAUGGCCAAAAAUUGAAGACCUUUACUUUAAAAUCAGGCACAAGAGAAUGAUAUGCUUUAUCACCACUCCUAUUUAAUAUAGUACUGGGAAUACUAGCCAGAGCAAUUAGACAAGAGAGAGAAAUAAAAGGGGUAAAGAUAGGAAAAUAAGAAGUGAAAUUAUCAUUGUAUGCAGAUGACAUGAUACUCUACAUAGAAUAUCCCCUAAACUUCAUUGAAAUGCUCUUCAAUAUAAUAAAUAAAUUCAGUAAUGUAGCUGGAUACAAAAUCAAUAUUUAAAAAGUAAUCGCAUUGCUAUGUACUAACAAAAUGCACAGAGAGAAAACAAUAAGUGAAGUCACACCCUUUACACUAGCAACCAAAAACUGAAAUAUUUAGGAAUUACUCUUAUGAAAGAAGUGAAAGACCUAUACAGAGAAAAUUAUAAUACACCGAAAAAACAAUUGAAGACAAUCUCACAAAAUGGAAAGACAUCCCUUGCUCAUGGAUAGGAAGAAUAAUACUGUGAAAAUGGUCAUUCUCUCAAAACUGUUAUACAGAUUCGAUGCAAUCCCAAUAAAAAUGCCAUCAACAUACCACAUAGAUCUAGAGAAAUCACUCCUAAAAUUCAUCUGGAGCAAAAAGUGACACACAUUUUCGUGUGUAUCUGAAAAACCUACUUAAAUUAUUGCUGGUUCCCUUGAAACUCGCCAGGCGUCCUGGGACCAUGGGCUCUAAGACCAUGUACUCCCACCGCCUUGCAGCAGUGGACUCCCAGUCCAGCCCUGUCCCUGGCCCCCGGGACCCCGGCCCCCGGGACAGGGACCUCAGUUUGCUACGGAGCAGGAGCUGGAGCCAGGGUUUGCAGGUGGCAGCUGCCCCAGAACGGCCAAGCCUUGGGCCCUCGGACCAGAGGAGCACAGGUGCAUAUACCUUGAUAGCACCGAAUGAAACUCGGAGACAUCAGAUCCAAAGGAUUGCCAAGCAAGAGCUGGCCAGCUUGGAGAAGUGGAAGGAACAGAACAGAGCUAAACCAGUUUAUCUCUUGCCAAAACGGCUGGGUGGAAGUCAGUCAGAGUCUGAAGUCAGGCAGAAGCAACAGCUCCAACUGAUGCAAUCUAAAUACCAGCAAAAGCUAAAAAGAGAAGAAUAUAUAAGAAUCAAGAAGGAAACUGAAGAAGCUGAGCUCCAGAAAAAGAAGGCAAUCCAGAGAGAGAAGAGCAAUAAACUGGAGGAGAAAAGGGCACUUCAAGAAAAGCUCAGAAGAGAAACACUUAGGGAGCAUCACCAAUACAAAACUGCCGAGUUCUUGAGCAGAAUGGACAGAACGCUGCCACACAGAAGUGCCUGUCAAUUUGCUCCUCAUGGCCCACAGUCAUCAACAUGGGGUAUAUGAGAAAUAUUAGUUGCCAUCUGGCCUUCAUCAGCUGACCUUGGAAAAACCUCCUGAGAUGCUUUACCUUAAUGCAAUUUAGUUCAGCCUCACUGUUUUUUACCUUAACUUUGAUGGCCUGUUCACUCAACUGAACAGUUAGGGAUGGUCAAUUUCUCCCUGUCAUUAGUUAUGCAUGUUUGCAGGCACUGAUUACUACACUCAUUUAAUUCCUACUGCCUGCAAAAUGUUACAUUAUUUUUAUAAUUGAUUUUGCCUCUUAUUAGAAUUGCUAGAACAAUAUUAUUAAGACAAAAAAAGAAUAACUUGAUACUUUCAGGUUAAUGAGAACACUGGAUGCUACAGGCUUCUUUCUAUAAGCAACUAUUUCUAAGCUAAUUUUCAGAUCAGGUUUGGGGAAGCUUUGAGAUCUUUUUAGAUUUUUAUAUGUGCUAUCUUAAUCUAGGCAACAAACAUGACCAAAGGAAAAAUAUCAUAUACUCUAUUAAACUUACAAAUAAACUUUGAACUACUUUUAUGGAAAUGAGUUGCUUUUAUUUUUGGUGAAAAGCUCUUAGGCUUUUCUUUCUUCAGGAGUCUUAUUUUAAUAUUUCUUUUUACAGUCCCUAUAGAUCAAAUAUAGUAAAAUAAUCACUGCUGAAUCUUGGCUCUUACUUUGGUCUUUAUUAAUAUGGUCCCCCUGAUUUUCAGACUAGCACAAAUUAUUUCUAUAAAAAUCAAUGAGACACAAACGCAGACAUCGUAUGUCGUUCCUAGGUUUACUGAAAAUGUUUCUUUGCUUAAUGCCACUUAUUUGCCAUUGCCUAUCCAAUAGGCUUUGCCAUUCAACUUCUGUAAGCUUGAACCAGUUCAUGCCCCCCAGAGUACCCAUACUGAUUUCCCCUUCUGUGUUGUCAUAAUCCACUUCCUGGAUCCCACUCUCACCCCAUUAUAUAAGGAAAGGAUUACUGUACAUUUAAUUUUAGAAUAAAUUUGAGGAAUAAAUCAUGUAUUUUAUAGCUGGGCAACCAACAAUUUGCAGCUUUACCUGAUUUCUGUAUUACUAAUUGCUCUGUUGAAAUUAACUUUCCAAAUCUCUUCUUUAUUCAGAGGAAAUUGGGAUUUGAAGUUCUUGGGCCAAGACUCAUGACUAGGGCAAGUAUGCCCUGCAGAAAGGGCCACACGGGGUUGGGUGAGAGGGUGGCUGAGGACAGAUGGUGACCAGGCUUUUUCCCUGGAAUUACAGAUCGCACCCUGCUUGGUUCCCUGUACUCUGCCAGCUGAGGCUGUGUUAGUGCUACUGACACUAAUUUAAAAUCUUUGGUCCAUUUGAAAUCUUUGCUGUUGCAUUAUAUGGGAAACAGUAAAUACCUCAGCCUGUGCUGGAAAUGCAGCCAGACAGACUGUAGAUGCGUGGUGGUGGCAGGUGUUUCACUGCUGUGGAAAGCGGCAGUUUCAGCCCACACUGCCAGCCUGCUACCCCACAGUGGUGAUUCAGUCUGUGUCUCAGCUUGCUGUCCUCACUUGCUACAUCGUCCAGGGUGCAGGCCUGAGUAGGAGAAAUGGACACUUGCUUUCUUUGAAGGCUCUUAGAGAAGUUUUUGUAAACAUUACAUGUAUUUCUCAUAGUUUUAGAGGUUGAAAAAUCUAAAAUCAAGGUGUCUGCAAAUUUGGUAUCUGAUGAGAGCCUGCUAUCAGGUUGAUAAUGUUUUCCUGCUGUGUCCACAUGGUAAAGGAACAAAAGAUACUUAUUGGUCCUCUUUUUGUUUGUUUUUGGAGGUUUAUUUUUUUUGAGAUGGUCACACAUUGUAUUUCAGGCUGGCCUUGAAUUCAUUAUGCAGCCUAGCCUGGCCUCGAACUCAUAUAUUCUCUUGCCUCAGCCUCCCAAGCUCUGCAAUUACAGACACCAAACACCCAUCUUACAUCUCUUGUAUAAGGAUCCUAAGCCUAUUCAUGAGGCUUCCACACCUGUGACCUAGUCUCCUUCUUGUGGCCCCAUAAUGCCAUCCCUCUUAGUAUAGAUUUCAGCAUAUGAAUUUUGGAGAGUUGUAAACAUUCAGACCAUAGCAAAGAGUUUUGGUAAAUCUAGUCAAACUACUUUGUCAAAAGCAGUGUUUAUUACCACCAGAUGCAACAGUACCUUUGUUCCUAUACCCUGCAGGAUACUAUUGAUGAGUUUAAACAUUUGCCAGUAUACUGAAUUAAAAAUAUUACUGGAGUAGUUAAAUCUUCUUUUUCAUUAUGUGUAUGGGGGUUGUUGUUUGUGGUUUUCCUUUGCAGGGAACAAGAAGGGGAGGAAGAGUAUGUGUAUCCCACCUGUAAAAGACCUCUCUGUGUGAAGGUUUUAUAUUGUCAGUAUUCUAAUUGUAUGUGUCUUUUAAUUUAGUGUUACUUAAUUUGAUAAUAAAGUUUGAAAUAUCUGUGUAUUUGGAUUAAAAAAUUAUUGCUGGUAAUAAAAACAUUCUCAGCAUACUUUCUCAUUAAGAGGGUUAAGGAAAAAUUACAUAGCCAAGUGUUGAAGAAUUAUGAAACCUUCUUUGAUGUAAAGGCUGUAAUUAACUUGGAGUGUUUAAAUACAGGCCAAGUAGCACCAAGAGUCUGAAAAGAGAGUGAAGAGUAAUUCUUCAUGAGUCAGGACCAUUCAAAUUUUCCUUCUAACUCAGGUAGAAAUCCAAGGGACAUAGAAACUAGUUCAUCUUGCUGUACUAUUUUUGGUUCUCAUUCCUUUCUCUGUGUCCUUUGUUCUGUCCACAGUGAAGAAAUGAGGAAAUGAGGCAAAAGCACUGCCCUUGUCUCAAAACCAAUGUAUCCGGUAGAAAAUCAGAACAUUAGGAUUGAAGUAAUGAGUAUCAAAAUUUAUUUAUUUUAUGGCAAAUGUAGGAAAAAUGCUAUCUUAGCUACGGAGUGGACUGUCACACAAAGGAUGUUUGUCUCAUGGCCAAAUUGGUUUCUGAUAUAUUCAUUUGGGUAAUCUAGUUUUUAAAAAAUAACACUUGCUGGUUGAUGUGCUUCCAGGCCAGUCAGGCUCUUAGCCUUUGUUUCUGCAGAGCAAAAAAGAUCAUUUAGGUCUCAAACACACUGUAAAUGCAUGUGAGAGUUUUACAAGUGACAGAUGGUGCAAGCAAAUGGGACACACUAAACAUGGCAUGUGCACGUAGAGUUCCAUUCCUCAUCAUGCAGUGAGUGGGAGACAGGUUGAUGGGAGACUCAUGACACAUGUGUGAGGUUUCAGGGAGGGUGAGACUGCUGUGUUGUAUGCUGAUUUUUCUCCCAGCAACAGAUCAGCUAUUUUGUUUUAUAUCUACAGGGUCUUCUAAAUGUCACAUGAGCUUUCAAGUUGAUUGCUUUGAAUGGGCCCUCUCUUCUUCAAUGAACUCAUUCACUUUUGAUUUUAGUGUCAGAAUGUGGGGUUAGGAGGUGGGGAAUUUUUGGAGGCAUAUCACUAAGGACAGGACCUGGAAAAGUGUAUUCUUGUUUGCAGAUCCUUCCACUUUUCCCUCCAUCCAUACUUCCAUGACUUAAACAUCCUUCCUUCACCUUCCUAUUUUGUCAACUACUUUGGACUUUGGAUCCAACAGACAAGUUUUUAACUUGUAGGGAAAUAUAAAUUCCUCUGAGUUUAUUUUACACUUUAUCUUGGUAAAAGAAUAGGAACUAUGACCCCUGAUUAUAGUAUGCUAAAUUUGUUAAAAGUUUAGGUACAGGGUCAAAGUGAAAACUAUGAAUAAUGUUCUCUCUCCCACCCAGCAGUGUGGCCCAGAUAUUAAAAAAAGACAAAAGAAAUAAAAAUCUGCAGUUCCCAGGGAACUGGGAUUAUGAGUUAUUCUUACUGGAAAGUGGGCCAUGCAACAGAGUGCCCAAGACUUUUAUGAGUACUAAUUGGAGAGGUAAGCAUGUGUUAUCACAGAGUGCAUGGAAGGAAACUUUUACAUGCAUGGCUUGUAUUAGGGAAACAAAGCAGUCUUGCACCAGGCACAAAGGCCCCUCAAUUAGUGGUGCAAAGAUAACUUGAUGUGGCAAAGGGUGGUACAUUUUUUUACUGCCACAAAGGCAUAUCAUUCUUUUUGAGUCUCAGAGCAUCAGCUGAGAUGUUAUCUCAUAUUUUCACUGGAAAAAAGAAGGAUGAAAAUAAUGUCUAAAGAACAACUUUCAUAAGGAUUUGAAUAUUAAACACAAACUGAAUCUCUUUGAAGUAAGGUAUCUACAUAUGCUUUAUGUAUGCCUUGAAAAAGUAGAAAAAACAAGUUGUCUCACAUCAUUGCUGUGAUGCAUGGAUAGGUUGUAAAUAUUACUUCACAAAAUGAAAAUUCUAGCUGGGUGUGGUGCCACAUGAGUGCAAUGCUAGUGUUCAGGAAGCCGAUGUGGGAGGAUUCUUGGGUGUUCAAUUUCACCCUGGGCUACAUAAUCAGUUCAAGGCCAGACUUACCUAUAGGGGAAUAACCUGUCUCAAAAACAAAACCUGAUAUACUGAAGGAGAUAGAACAAAGUAUAGAAACAGUAUUACAGCAGGUGUAAAGUGCCAAGUGUAGGUCUGCAGACACGUCCGUAAUUAAGGGGAGAAUGGUGUUCUGUCUAUGGAAGAGCACAUGAAAUUACCUACAAGAUGGGAAAGCAGUGGAUGGUGGUGUCAGGCAAAAUCAGCUCCUGAACAAGGAAUUUCCCUCUGAAAACUGCUUAGUAUGGAACUGAACUAUGAGCUGUAUGUUGGUGCACUUGGAAAGUGAUUCAGACAUUUAAGCUGAAAGAAAUAUAGAAAUUUAAAUGAUUACAUAGGCAGUUUUGUUGUUACUACUACAUCCACCUAAUCAAUUUUAAGUUAAUAGUAAAUUUUUUUCUUUUUUUUAGCUUAAAAUUUCUUGGGCAACAUUAUUUCUGUGUAAUGGCGAUAGUUUGUCACAGAAAUAAGAAAAAUUAAAAGGUAUGUGUUGGUAGGAAUGCAGCUCAGGAACUUCUGGGGAAACAUUUGACCUUUUACAUUUUGAUUUAUCAUUAUUUGAAAAUUUGACACUUAUUUUCAGUAUAUAGACUAGACUGAGCUUGAAUGCCAUAUACUCCUGUCACAGCCUCGCAGAAUGAUAUGAUCACAGUAGUGUAUAAAAUAUACCUUUGUAAUAGUGCUCAGUGAAAUUCCGCAUAAUAUAUUAUAAUUUUUGUGAACAAAAUGUUGUAAUUUUUAUUGUUGGGAAUACGUAGUGACCAUUUUGAAAGACAAUCUUGGUGUCUUAAUUCUCUCAUUGUUUCUGAAUUAGAGAUUAGUUGUGCAUUGUAUAGCUUUUAUUGGAGUGCAGAAUGUAACAGCAUGAUAUUUUUUCAAACUGCAAUUAUGUUCACUGCUUUUUGUCAUGUGACACCAUGAAGCAGCUUUUUUUUGUUGCUCUGUUUCAUUUUUUUAGCCAGAGUCUCACGCUGACCUUGAACUCACUCUGUAGCUCACAAUGGUCUUGAAGUCAUGAUGAUCUUCUUGCCUCAGCCUCCUAUGUGCUGGGAUUACAAACAUGUACCACCACACUUUGCUCUGUUACAAUUUUUUUGAAGGGGGUUCACAUAGUCCAGGCUGUUAGUCUCAAUUUUCCUUCAAUAAAUAUUUCUU